UUCUCUGGAUCCCAAUAGUCGUACUCGUCCGUCAUUUGCCUCUCCACACAUAUAAACACUUUUACUUUCAUUUAUCUCUUUCACUAUACAAAGCCAAUACCGACUGGACAAUUUUACGCUACAUCUACAUACAUCCGACGCAUAGCCGGUCGUGUCGGCCCGGCAAGUAAAUUACUAAUAAGGGUUCAGUGUAGUUUUUAAGUUGCAACCAAGGAUUACUCAUAUUGGCAAUUUUUUGGUGUGCAUAAUUGUCUAAGAGGACGCUAACAGAAGAAACGGGUGUUGAUUGAAUAAUCGUUGGACAGAAAUCAGAAAAAACUAGUCAUUGGUCUUUAAGAUAUAUUAUUGGAGAACGUAUGAAUUUAGUAGAAACUUUGAGUAAACUUCAUUGUCGAUUGUAUUUUUAUUAAAUCCGAUCAGCGUCGUCAUGAGGCCUCUUCGAAAGGCCGUGUUGGUGAUAGCAGCCACUGUUGUCGUAGCCACGUUAUUCCAAAUUUCCCCUACCACAGCAGUUGCCAUAAAUCCUAAGAAACUGGCAGAAUCAAACAGUAUUACAUUCGAUAAUACACGAAGUCAAUACGAAGAAUUAUCUUCGGGUGAAUCAUUAGAGACUAGUGUGUUACAUAGCCAAUCCGGACACAGACGGACCAAGAGGACGUUGAUGAAAAUAAAACCAAUAGUGCAGGUCGCCCUGUACCCGGCAAAAUUAGUGUUGCAAGCAGGUUCAAGUAUUGUUAGCGCUAAAGCCCACAAAGCGAAAGAGGCUGCAGUCGGAGUAGGGCUGAGAGUGGCUAAGGUCGCCGUGAAAACAGCAACGAGUUUGGGCAUUAAAGCACUCUUGUUGAACUUCCUGUUCCAUAAAAUCAAUCAAGUAAUUGACUUUAAGACAAGACUUCUUGGUAACCUGGAUCAAAACAAUAAGAAACAAAACGCUCAAUUCUUAGCAAACGGUCAAGCAGCUGCAAGUACUGGCAAGGGUACUGAUGGUGAUUCUGGGGUCAUUGACCAGCAAGUGCAAGCGCAAGGUGACGGUGAAGACGAACCAGUGAGUUUCAGCCCAAACAAAGUUAGCUUACAACUGCCGGAUAGAUUGUUUGGUCCCAGUUUUACUGCUGCCAAUGGAAUAUCACAGGCAAUUGGUACUGUUAUUCAGAACACUGCAGCUCGAUUGGCUCGGUUUAUCGAAGCGCUUAAACCCCUACUGUGGAAAUCAUCCAGAUUAGCUUCAAGUUCUUCUGGAUCAAACCCACCUGAUAAUGAUGAAGCCGCUUCAUCAGAUGCAGUUGUAAGAGAUUCUUCAGAUUUAGAUUUUGUAGAAAUGAAUUCUACGGUGCCAGUAGCGAAGAUAACUCCUAGGCCAAUUACAACAACAAAUAAACCGGUUGAGAGUUCAACUCGUGUACCUUAUGUUCAAGUUAAUGAUCAAAAGUCGACGUAAAAUUUAAGUAAAAAACUAAAAAUAAUGAGUGUAACUUGAGUUGCUUCGUGGAAAUAGAAAAUAUAUUUUAUAGCAACUAGCCAUUAUUUUUUACGAAAAUCACAAUAUAAUGCACUGAAGACGACUCAAAAAAAUAGUCAACAAUUUUUGUAUGAUAAAUUAGUACAUUAAAUGAUUCUGUAAAAUGAUACUUAUAACAAACUAAUGAGUAGAUUAUUUAUAUAAUGGUAAUUAAAUUGUAAAUUUAAUGGUUAACUUUAGUGAUAUUGUAUUAAAAUGUAGAUUUUUUUGUUUGAUUGUUUUUUUAAUACACGUUUUAAAAAGUCA
Daktulosphaira vitifoliae (grape phylloxera) is the source of this 1765-nucleotide messenger RNA. RefSeq lists its product as uncharacterized. Lineage: Eukaryota; Metazoa; Arthropoda; Insecta; Hemiptera; Phylloxeridae. The coding region runs from base 428 to 1438 and encodes 336 amino acids. The transcript has 5 exons. The record is from RefSeq and is a predicted model, not a curated record.